This is a messenger RNA of Mercurialis annua (annual mercury), 1142 nucleotides long. RefSeq lists its product as uncharacterized. The transcript is spliced from 3 exons. The record is from RefSeq and is a predicted model, not a curated record. Bases 632 to 1054 code for a protein of 140 amino acids. Lineage: Eukaryota; Viridiplantae; Streptophyta; Magnoliopsida; Malpighiales; Euphorbiaceae.
AGAAAACAGGCAAAAGCCAUCUAGAAACAGUAGCUAUUUUGUUUAUCUCCUCUGCACCAUUUUUCUCCACCAAACCUAUAAAUAAAACAAACUCUCAAAACCUUUUGUCCUUCUGUUUCUCUUUCAAACAUAAAAAUGGCCCAUCUCAUCCAAAUUCUGAACAGAAAAAACUGCAGAUAGUGAAAAACAAAAACCAAACACAAAAAAUAUGAAAAGAAAAAAAAAAGAUUGGUCUUUUUGUUUCAGACAGAGUAAGAUAGGUUUUUAGAUAUGUCCUCAAUUAUCCUCCAACCACAUCUCUCCCUUCAUAACACAAACCAAAUCCAAAAUCAUUCAUCUUUCCAUAAAUGCCCCUGCUCUGUUUUCUUUCAUUCUUGAUGGGCCUCUCUGGUUUCUUGCCCUUCCAAGAAACUUCAAAGAACGUGAGGAACUUAAAGUUCGUUCCUUUUUUUAUUUCCUUAUUGGAAUUCAAUUGGGUUUCCAAUUAGGAUUUGGUAUCUCUGUUGUUUAUUCCCAACAAAUUUAAUUUUCCUAUUUAAAGAUGCAAUCUUGGAUUUAAAAUUUUACACUUUUUUUUUUGUUCAUACCAAUUCUGCAUUGAAAAGGGUUUAUUUUACCAAUCUUCAAUAAAAUGUUGAAGGGAAAUUUGAAAAGGGUAGCUGUUAAAACUGAUCAAACUCAAAUUGUUGAUGCGGAUGCUAGAAAAUACAAAACCUUGUCUGACGAUUACUUUAUAUUGCUAAAGGAAUCUGUUUCGAUGAAGAGAAAGUUGCGGAGAACACAGCAGAAGAGGGCGAUUCUGAUGGCCGAAGUGCAGUUUUUGAGAAAAAGGUACAGAUGUUUAACUGAUGGAGAGUCUCACAAUCUUCAAGUGGAUGAUGAUGCUGUGCCAGCACAAGCUUAUGCUGCUCAAAGUGAGGAAGAAGAUACUGUUAAGGCACCAAGACCAGUUAAGAAACCCAGAAUUGGAUUAAUCAAUGGGAAAAAUAGAAUUGACAAGAAGAAAAUCUCUUGGCAAGAUCAGCCAGCUUUAAUAGAUAGUCAGAUACAGUAGAAUUUUUGUUAGUCAGGAUCAUUGAUUAUCAAAAUAAUGUAAUAGAAAUUACAUUGACUUAUUGACUUUCAAUUUGAACAAUGUCAAA